ACCAGUUGAAACAAUAAUAAAUAGCAUUCAUUCACCAAUAAUUUCAGUUCUAAAUCAUCUUUCAGUCAUUGAUAUUGUUCAAAAACAAAUUGAAAAUGUAUUCAAAAGCCUUUUUCGUCGCCUUAUUUUGUAUCGGUUUGGUCAACUGUAUCAGUCACAUUGAAGAUGUUGAUUUCCUCAACGACGCUGUUGGAAGAUACAGUCCUGUUUUGGUCAAAGACUUGCUCAUGGAUCGAGUCAAUCACAAGAUGGAACAAAUCAAAGUUAUUUCCAAUUCGACAAUCGGUAUCAACCAGAAACAGAUCGACCUCUGUAAUGUUGUUCAUGAAGGUUUCGCUAUCCUCUUGUCUGAUCUUGAAUUGAUGGAGGAUAGUCAAGUGAUAGGUGACGAUACUUACGACAACACAAUGAAAGGUUUCAUAUCGGAAUUUGCUUCAUUGACUGAAACAUUUAACCGUGAGUUUGAAUUCUUGAAGUUACCCGAUUUGACCAAAGACACUCCAGACGCUUUACUAGAAAUCAAAGUUAUCGAUUCUCCUUCUUUCAACAUUGUUAAAUCCAAGUUGUCUGCAUCUCUAAAAAUGUACCAAAGUGAUGUCAAGAAAUACGAUUCGACUGAAAAAAAGGAGAAAAUAAGAAUUUUAGCUCAGACUACAGUUCGUAAUCUUGAAGAUAUUACCAGCAAAGCAACUGCAUUAACAGAAUCAGUCUUUAAUUACAGAGUAGUUUUGCACGAUAUUUUGGUUGAAUUUAAACAAACUGUUGACAUGUUUUAUAGACAAUUUCUGGCUAUUUUGUGAUUAUUGUGUUUGGGUCAUAACAAAUUGAUCAUUCCAUGAUUAAAACUCAAGAUAUUAAAUAGCAAUAAAAUAUUACUUUAUUCAUUCACAGCAA
Molecule: messenger RNA, 894 nt
Organism: Tetranychus urticae (two-spotted spider mite)
Lineage: Eukaryota; Metazoa; Arthropoda; Arachnida; Trombidiformes; Tetranychidae
Source: RefSeq, a predicted model, not a curated record